GAAAAGAGGAGAAUUUGUGAGAGGUCAUCAAACGACAGAAGGAGAAAGUUGAUGAAGUCCAACCUGGCGACGGACGCCGAAGUUAUCCAGAGCUUGUCCAGGACCUGAAUGGACUGCAGGAGGCCUGGUUCGCAAAAGACUGGCUCACUGCGCUGUGAGUGAGACGGGAUGCUUCAGGAUUUAAGCGCCAGCGUCCUCUUUCCGCCGUGUCUGCAGCAUCCAACUUUUGCUCAAGUUCCCGACAAUGACGAGCAGUUCGUCCCAGACUUCCAGACUGAGAACUUGGUCUUCCACGGACUGCAGCUGAAGAUCAAGAGGGAGCUGCACAGUCCGUGCUCUGAGCUGAGCUCCACCUGCAGCCAAGAGCGGCCCUUCAAGCUCCAGUAUGGAGAGAAGUGCCUGUACAACGUCAGUGCCUACGAGCAGAAGCAGCACGCAGGCAUGAAGCCCUCUAGCCCAGUGACGCCCCCCUGCAGCACCCCCGUGUCCCCACUUCAUAAUGGCGCCCCGACGCCCAAACCCGAGCGGACCUACGCCCACGCUCCGCCUUCCGCCCACGCGCCAACCUCCUUACCCGAUGCCGCCUACGCUAUCGACCACAGAUUUCGCCGUCAGCUUUCCGAGCCGUGUCACUCGUUCCCGUCCCCGCCGACCAUGUCCCGGGACGUCCGGCCCCUCUACCAGCGACAGAUGUCUGAGCCCGCCAUCCCCUUCCCCCCUCAAGGCUUCAAGCAAGAGUACGCCGACCCGUUGUUUGAACCCCAUCCCGCCAUGAUGGGCGCCCCGCUGCCUCACAUGUACCCCGCCGCCAUGAUGAUCAAGCAGGAGCCCCGGGACUUCAACUAUGACUCAGCGGAGGUGCCAAGUUGCCAUUCGGUCUACCUGCGCCAAGACGGCUACCUGGCCCACGCCAAUCGGACUGAAGGUUGCAUGUUUGACAAAGUGGCCAGGCACUUUUACGAUGACACCUGCGUUGUGCCGGAGAAAAUGGAAGGGGACAUCAAGCAGGAAGCGGGCCUGUACCGCGAGGGUCCGUCCUACCAGCGGCGAGGGUCUCUUCAGCUGUGGCAGUUCCUGGUCGCGCUGCUGGAUGACCCCGCCAACUCACAUUUCAUCGCCUGGACGGGCCGUGGCAUGGAGUUCAAGCUCAUCGAACCUGAGGAGGUGGCACGCCGAUGGGGCAUCCAGAAGAACCGACCGGCCAUGAACUACGACAAGCUGAGCCGAUCGCUGCGUUACUACUACGAAAAAGGAAUCAUGCAAAAGGUGGCGGGCGAGAGAUACGUGUACAAGUUUGUGUGCGACCCGGAGGCCCUGUUCUCCAUGGCGUUCCCCGACAACCAGCGUCCGGUCCUGAAGAGCGACGUGGAGCGUCACGUCAACGAGGAGGACACCGUGCCCCUGUCGCAUUUCGACGAGAGCGCCCCCUACGCCCAGGAGGCCCCGUAUUGCCAGCCGCAUCCCUACAGCGAGGCCUACGUCUAUUAGAGGGUGCGGACAAAGACUCAACUCACCUCUUCUGAUUAUGAUUUUUAUGAUUUGAGGCGGGCAUUUUAGGCUCACGGGGGUCCUCCUUGAAAGAUGAACUUGUCUUUGACGUUUUGUCCCGUUGCUACCAAAUUCCAACCACCUACAGUCAACUAGACGCAUAGCGGAUGCUAAAUUGCUCGACAAUUAUUUUGGCCGGUGUGUUCCCUCGCAUGUUUUGCUAGAAAAUUCUGCCUCCGAGGUCAAUUUAAGUAGACCCCAAAAAAGCUUUCCUGAGCUCAUUUGUUCUGUUGAAAAUGUACGAUCGGUACCGUUUCCAAAACCGCUUUCCCCGAAACCAGUUUCACUCGGGAAGAUGAAAUUUGGUCGUCAUGUCUGUUUAUGAAUUGACUCACAACAACAACAACAUUAACAAAACAAGAGGCCAUCCAUGAAAACACACACGAGAAUGCCGCCAUUUUGGUUUAAAGUAGCCAUUUUAUACCCAUAGUGGCUAUUUCCAGGGAUUCCUCUCACACAGGGGUGUCGAAUUUUUGUCGCAGGCCAGAUUGUAGUUAUGAGUUCCCUCAGAAGGCCGUUAUGAUGAAACUGUAGAAAACCUGAAUCGCCUAAUCAUAUUUACACAUGACAUUUAUGAACUAAUUUGGAAUCAGAAAUCAAGCAUCAUGUGUUUUUCAACCAUUGUUCCCGUUAGGUAACAAAAAUGUUAACAUUAUCAUUUAUGAUCUAUGACGAUUUGAAAUGUUGCGACAUAUUUUCACCAAGAAUCACGGAUUUUCACAAUGAUGAUUUGCUUUCGCGGGCCACAUAGAAUCAUGCGCCGGGCCGGAUCUUGGCCCCCGGGCAUUGAGUUUGACAUCUGUGUUCUAACACAAACUUUUAUUUGAGAUUAUUUACAAAUCUGAGCCAAAAAAAACAUUGUAAAACCUUGCAACAAUCAGCCCCCCCCCCCCCCCCCCCCGCAUGGCAGAUUCGAUUGGGUGGGCGUGUCCAUUACUUCCGCCUAUUCGAGGUCUGGUGGGGGGGGGGGCAACCUUACCAGGGGAAGCCCCGACUUGCCGCCUCCUCCAGCUCUUCCGAGGGGAUCGCGAGGUCUUCCCAAGCAAGCCGAGGGGCAUUUAUUCCCAGUGUGUAGGACACGGAAAAUUCCAUUUAAAAAAAAUAAAUACAAAUAUGGACAAAAACCUGCCCCCAAGACCCGUUUCACACAUUCAUCAUAAAUGGACGUACGAAAAAUUCACGAGGCCCCGUAGCCAAAAUUGCACAGCAAGUAAGCCGUUGUGCUCUGAAGCCAGUUCAGGGUGUAGUCCGCCUUUUGCCCGAAGCUGGUUGGGAUAGGCUCCAGCUUUCUUGUGACACUUGUGAGGAUAAGUGUCUUGGAUAAUGGAUGGAUGGACACGAAAUUCCAUUGACAUCAUCACCUUCCUGAGUAAAAUGAUCCCACGUCCAAAAUGAAAUAACUAUUCAAGUCAGCUAUUUUUGGGGGCCAAUUCUAAGGCUUGCACUUGGAUUAAAAUUUAUUAUGAAAUUUUCCCAAAUUGGAAGCAGGCAAAUGGGAUCAAAUUUCUUUUUAACGGCACCGAAUGUUAGCGAAGCAUGACGUCAAACUUUAACGAUGACUUGAAAAAGAGGGAGCGAGCACUCGUUGAUUAUUAUUAUCAUCGUUAUUAUGAUUCUCAUCACCGUCAACUUUUAUUUUGUCGACGUGCACUUUACGGAAGCUGACGACUCUGGCGUCGUUUUAUGUUUGUACAUGAAGUGUUUCCUUUUCACCAAAAUAUUAAAGAUGAAACUUUCCAGCAUGCAAGAUCACAGCCAGGUUGGAUUUCGCCGGCGCCAGGACAAAAAAAAAAAGUCUGAUUGCGUAUUUUGGGGUCCCCCCCCCCGUGGGCUCAUUCGAGGAGAACUUUAGCGCUAGCGUGACUUCAUCCGAACACGUUCGGGACGUAAAACCCAGUCGGAAGCGGACUGAUGAACGCGUGGACGUCGAGAAAUUGAACGGACGCCCCCGUUAGGGACUCCCUUUUUACCUUCCGGAACAUGCAUCCUACUGUUUCUAAUGUUUUGGCCCCUCUCAUGUCGCUGAUUAUGAAUAUCCGUCAACCACAAUAAUAAACAUAAUGUUCAAUGAA
Messenger RNA from Syngnathoides biaculeatus (alligator pipefish), 3620 nucleotides. RefSeq names its product ETS variant transcription factor 1 (gene etv1). Gene Ontology annotation, molecular function: DNA-binding transcription factor activity, RNA polymerase II-specific; sequence-specific DNA binding. Gene Ontology annotation, biological process: cell differentiation; regulation of transcription by RNA polymerase II. The record is from RefSeq and is a predicted model, not a curated record. Gene Ontology annotation, cellular component: nucleus. The transcript is spliced from 12 exons. Bases 169 to 1488 code for a protein of 439 amino acids. Lineage: Eukaryota; Metazoa; Chordata; Actinopteri; Syngnathiformes; Syngnathidae.